Echinostoma caproni is the source of this 252-nucleotide messenger RNA. NCBI's taxonomy places the organism in Eukaryota, Metazoa, Platyhelminthes, Trematoda, Plagiorchiida, Echinostomatidae. The record is from the annotation of a GenBank genome assembly.
GUCACCCGGAGUAGUCUGGGUUCCCCAGCGUGUGGCGACGUCGGCUGGCGCAUGAGUCUUGUGAAACCUACGGGUAAAACAUUAAUGCCUAUCUGCACGCACAAACUAUUCCAGUGUACCAUCUCUUCUACUUGUCGUUCUCUAAGUGGUUGGGUUGUUGGUCCGGGUACAUUUGUGCAGAUAAUUGUCAAACCGGUUCUGCUUCCACCUUUUUUACCCAGUAUCGGUGUGGAAAUGACCGGUUUCGUUUGA